GCCUCGGCCUCGUGCGGCAGCCAUGGCGGGGGCGUCCGCCCAGCGCGGCGUGCCGGGAGCGGCGUGGGCCGGAGGGGCAGCUCCGGGGGCGGGGCGGGGCGCCGUUUCCAGCCCGCCGCCGCCCUUCCGAGGCCCGACCGCCUCUCUCCCCGGGCCAGCGGCCGCACAGGGGCGCGUUGCCGGAGCGGGUCGUCUCGGCCCGGCGUCCCCGGCCGGGCCCCCGGAGGCGGCGCGGCCUUUGCUUCGCCGGGCAGCGCGGCCGCAGGCCGAGGAGAAAAGGGAGCCCCUGCGGAGCAAGAACGGCGGCCGCGGGUGCGGGCAGGUCUGGGGCGGACAGGGCGGCGCGCCCGAGAAGCCCGGAGCCGCCUGCGCCAGGAGCGCCGCCGCCGCAGGGACCCCCCGGCAGAGAGGUAGGGAAGGGCGCUGGGGGCCGGGCCGGGCCGGGCCGGGCAGGCCGGCGGCCUCGGGGCGGAAGCCUCCCUCCCUCCCUCCCUCGGGCCGCUUCGAGGCGCUGCGGCCCGGCCUGGCACGGAGCAGAGGCCCAGGCCCGGCCGUUGUCCUUUCUGUGUCCCGUCCUGCAGCGGCCCCGCUCUCCGCGCCCCUCGGCCAGGAGCUCUGCCGCGCCCUGCAGCGGAUGCAGAUGGGCGUGGAGCAGGAGUACGCCUACGACAUCCUCCGGAGCCUGAUGCAGGAGCAGCCGCGGUACACCUUCCGAGCGGCCGACGUGCCCCGGGCCAUGACUGCCGAGCGGCGGGCGCUCAUCGUGGACUGGCUGGUGCAAGUGCACGAGUACCUGAAGCUGGCAGACGACACGCUGUACUUGGCCGUGUACCUCAUGAAUGCCUACCUGACCAGGAGCCCCCUGCGGGUGGGCCUGCUCCAGCUCCUCAGCCUGGCCUGCCUCUUCCUGGCCUGCAAGGUGGAGGAGAGCUCUUGCCCCCCGCCUGCUCAGCUCUGCUUCAUGGCAGAGGACUCCUUCAGCCCAAAGGACCUUCUGGGCAUGGAGCGCAAAAUUUUGUCCCGCCUCAAGUUUGAGCUGCACUACGCCAACCCUGUCUCCCUGCUGCGCCUGCUGGCAGAAGUGGGCUGGGCCAGCUUGGAGGUCCAGUACUUGGCAAUGUAUUUCAUGGAGCUUUCUCUGAUGGAGACGGACAGUGUGGUUGUUGAGCCGGCUCAGCUGGCUGUUGCUGCCUUGUGCCUGGCACAGCGAGUCCUGUGUGAUGGCACUGCAGGCGCCCAGGCUCCUCAGGGGAGCUCCCAGGGCCCUCAGGGCAGCCCUGCCAGACUCCACAUGUACAGUGAAGCAGAGCUGUCUGUGGUGUAUCCCUCUAUGGCCAGGGCAGCCCUGCGAGGAGGCCGUUCCGCCCUCCAGGCCACCUUCCGAAAGUACUCCAGGCCCCAGAGGCUCUGCACCAGCACCAAGUCUGCCCUGACCGAUUCCGCCUACUUGAGACGCUUCCUGGGAGGCUGCAGCUCCUGAAGCAGGGACCUCCGUGGGGCUUCUUGGGGGCCCACAGCAGGACGGGGAGCACCUUCCCGGGGACGGCACUUCCUGCACCUGUCUGACAGGGAAAACCCAAGGCUUCGGAGCCCCCAGAGGCGGAAGGAGAGCUCAGGAUCCCAGGAGCAAUUCUUGGCCUUCUUGCAGAUGUCUGACAAUGUCCCUGGCGUGCGGACAGGAGGGCUGCUGCCUUCCGUGAUGGCUCCUGUGUCUGCUCCGCCUACUUGCCGCUAUCCUCUUUGCCUUGCCUUGGGGGUGGCCGGUUCUACUCCCAGGGCUGCUGCCCUCAAUUUCCAUAGGCCCGCUUUAAAAAAAUGAAGAAAAUGGGACUCCACAAGCUUCUA
Molecule: messenger RNA, 1845 nt
Organism: Eublepharis macularius
Lineage: Eukaryota; Metazoa; Chordata; Lepidosauria; Squamata; Eublepharidae
Gene: CCNP
Product: cyclin P
Exons: 7
Coding region: 23-1480 (485 amino acids)
Biological process (GO): mitotic cell cycle phase transition; regulation of cyclin-dependent protein serine/threonine kinase activity
Cellular component (GO): cyclin-dependent protein kinase holoenzyme complex; cytoplasm; nucleus
Molecular function (GO): cyclin-dependent protein serine/threonine kinase regulator activity
Source: RefSeq, a predicted model, not a curated record